AUGGCCAGCAGUCCUGAGAAUAAUGCAUCCCUCUCCGUUCAGAAAGUCCCACGCUCAGAAAGUUCCCAAGCAAAGAAGUCCCAGCAUGCAGAAGAAGCAAUCUUUUACACCAACUGCCGAGCAGCUUAUCUAGCUGUUUUAAAAAGCAGUUUAGAAAAUAUUAAAUCAAAAGAACAACUCAGUUUGGUACUUCAACAGGCUGGAAGAAAUCCAUCUCAGAAGACAGUUAAUAAAUACUGGACUUCACAAACGACUACGCUGAAUUUUGAUGAUUUUUGUGCUAUUUUAAAAGAAGAAAAACCAGCUACAAAAACUGAACUGCUUGAAGCAUUUGGAAAAAUAGACACACAUAACACUGGCUAUAUUUUACAUGAUGAACUUUAUAAAAUUCUUACAACGAGAGGUGAAAAAAUGACUCGGGAUGAAGUGAGUGCCAUUACUGAGCAAGCUGAUUUUAACUGCAGUGGCAAACUUGACUACAACAAGUUUUGUGACUUGUACAUGACAACCAGUGAGCAGUGCUGCAAGACUGCACGAGAGAAACUGGAAGUUGAUGGUCGGUUGAAGCAACAGCAGUUUGGAAGUCAAGCUGAAACCUCAUCUGAAGGGAUCACGCUGCCGGUGUCAAAACCAUCACCAAGAAUCUCAAGGAAAACUGAUCACAAACUAGCACCAAAAAAAGGUGAUAGCAAAACUCCUUCAAGACCCUCAUCAGCUCAAAGUUGCAAAGCAUCCAUUUCUACCACGAUCAGCAUGGGUGCCAGUAGCAACAGAAAUGCAAAGCUAAUUGAGCCAGACACAGUGAAGGAAUGGCAAUGUGCACAAUCCAAAGGAUGCUUCUACUUAGAAGAAGAUGGUGAAAUCAUUAGUCACAAGUACAAGCUGCACUUACCUCAAAGGUCUACAGUAUGUAUCACCAUCAAGCCUUUAAAUGUUCGUCAGGUGGAAGGAAAAUCUUGUCAUUGGUUGUCAGUGGAUACAGCUUUGUAUAUUCUGAAGGAAAAUGAAACACCAGAAAAUCUACAGCUUGUGAGCUUUACUGAACAGCAAAACAAGGAGACGUUUGGAUGGAAAGGGGAGCUCGGAUCAGGUGUUUACUGGCUGCUCCCAUUCACAACAGGCUGUAGGCUGAAGAAGGUGAAAACACAAAUUACUGGAGAAGCAAAGCUGGUGUAUAGAGGUGAAGAUGGAGAACUGGCUCUGACCAAAGAGUUCCGAGCUGCUUUACUGGAUAUAUUUGAAACAAUUGAUUUGGAUGGAAAUGGCCUGCUGAGUUUGGAGGAAUACAAUUUCUUUGAACUGAGAACUAGUGGUGAGAAAUGCGAUGAGGAAGCAUGGGCUGUGUGUAAGGAAAAUUUUGAUAUGAAGAAGAAUGAACUAACAAGACAAGGAUUUAUGGAUUUGAAUCUCAUGGAAGCCAAUGACCGUGAAGGGGAUCCUAGUGACCUUUGGGUCACUUUAUUGUCUCUGGGCUACAAUAAAGCAUUAGAAAUGACAGAGGCAUGCCCCUUUGUCGUUGACAUCUAUGCAGAAAAAUGCAAACCCAGAAUUAAAGCCAUAUAUCUAGAGGCAGGGAGCUGGCAACUGAACAGGGCUAUCUGCAAGUCUGUUGUUAAUAAAGGAGAGGCCAAAGUAAUGGAUGGCUGUGAAAACAUAGUUGUCUAUACCUACAAAGCGGCCAGGAGAAUCACUUCUGUUAUUGAAAACAAGUCUGAAAACAAAGUGAUUCUUCAUGUCAGCAAUGAGCAGAGUAAGAACUGCCUAAGCAACAGGGGACUUACUGUGUUUGCUGUAGAAGUGGCCCCAAAAUCCAUGAUGGUUUCUCAGCAUGUGAUGCCGCUGAACGAGCAGGAAGAAUGGCUUUACAGUUGUGUGCAUUCCCUCUUACGUUAA
This is a messenger RNA of Opisthocomus hoazin, 1893 nucleotides long. It is a transcript of the gene EFCAB7, whose product is annotated as EF-hand calcium binding domain 7. Gene Ontology annotation, cellular component: ciliary membrane; plasma membrane protein complex. Gene Ontology annotation, biological process: positive regulation of protein localization to ciliary membrane. Gene Ontology annotation, molecular function: calcium ion binding. Lineage: Eukaryota; Metazoa; Chordata; Aves; Opisthocomiformes; Opisthocomidae. The record is from RefSeq and is a predicted model, not a curated record.